Serpula lacrymans var. lacrymans S7.9 is the source of this 1165-nucleotide messenger RNA. Its product is annotated as phosphoribosyl transferase. The record is from RefSeq and is a predicted model, not a curated record. The transcript has 2 exons. Gene Ontology annotation, biological process: pyrimidine ribonucleoside biosynthetic process; 'de novo' pyrimidine nucleobase biosynthetic process; pyrimidine nucleotide biosynthetic process. Gene Ontology annotation, molecular function: orotate phosphoribosyltransferase activity. Gene Ontology annotation, cellular component: cytoplasm. Lineage: Eukaryota; Fungi; Basidiomycota; Agaricomycetes; Boletales; Serpulaceae. The coding region runs from base 45 to 734 and encodes 229 amino acids.
GUACUGUUUAUCUCUUCCUAUCCUUUCCUCAGUUCCAGACAAAAAUGUCCAACGAGCAACUAGAAUCGUAUCAAAAUGAGCUCAUAGAGCACGCCAUGGCCAUGGACGCGCUUAAAUUUGGCUCGUUCGCACUCAAAUCUGGCCGCAUCUCUCCCUACUUCUUCAAUGCCGCUCUCAUGAGCACUGGCCCGAUCCUCAGUACGCUCGCCAACGCCUACGCGUCUACGAUCGUCGCUGCCCAGUCCGCCUCAUCGAACCCGCUCCCCAGCUUCGACGUUGUUUUUGGGCCAGCUUACAAGGGGAUUCCCUUCGCAGCAUGUACGGCAGUCGCUUUGCACGCGACGCACGGCGUUUCUGUCGGGUUUGCGUACGAUCGCAAAGAGGCGAAGGAUCACGGUGAGGGGGGUUUAUUGGUGGGUGUUCCUGUCAAAGGAAAGAAGGUGUUGAUAUUGGACGAUGUGAUGACGGCGGGUACGGCUGUGCGAGGUGCGAUUACAACUAUCGUAAGAGAAGGCGGAGAGGUUGUUGGGGUCGUGCAGCUGUUAGAUCGGGAAGAGGUUGGGAAAGAUGGACGGAGUACGGUGGAUGAAGUCGAAGAGGUGGUUGGUGGGAAGGGGAGAGUGAAAGCAGUGUUGAGAAUGAGAGAUCUAAUGAAGUGGUUGAAGAAGGAAGGAAAGGAGGACGUACUGACAAGUAUGCAGGCAUACUGGGAACAAUACGGCAGAAAAGAAUAGUCUUAGAGCGAUGGGCAGACGUAGAGACAACGCUGAACCCAAAAAUUGAUUUAUUCAACAUCAACACGAGCAGAUACACCACACAUAAUAUCAAGAUACUUAUUGAAAUACAUCCUCUCAAAUGCUUUCAACUUUUACGAAUCUCCUAGCCGGUGUCCUGAACCCCAGUUGUAUCCAGUUCUUGGGGCGCCAGCGCUUUCUUCUGCCCUUCGUCUUGGUGCGUAAGAUGUCACACCGUCUCGGUGCAUGCCAGUACUGGGCGUAAUACUAGUUUCUCCGAACCAGUUUCGCAACCAUCCUGGAGCCUGCCCAUAACCUGCCAAGCGCCCCUGUUCUGCACCACCAGCACCAGUUCCAGAGCCCCAUACGAACCACCACCAUAAGUGGCCUACGAUCAUCCCACUAACUCCCUGUGCUGCAGCUCCGGUUCC